Molecule: messenger RNA, 1666 nt
Organism: Oenanthe melanoleuca
Lineage: Eukaryota; Metazoa; Chordata; Aves; Passeriformes; Muscicapidae
Gene: TNFRSF6B
Product: TNF receptor superfamily member 6b
Exons: 5
Coding region: 120-1013 (297 amino acids)
Molecular function (GO): protein binding
Source: RefSeq, a predicted model, not a curated record
AGAAAAUUCCUCACCAACCCCCUGUAAAACUCAGAGAGCUUUGAAAAACUGUGCGAACCCCACUCGCCUCCUUCCUCAACACAGGUUCCUGGUCCCGGCGCUCGGAAGCUCUCGGUGCGAUGCCAUCCUGCCACGUGCCGAGUGUGAGGCAUCUAUCCAAGUGGAUGUUUCCCCCUCUCCUCCUUUUGCUGGCUGAGCUGGCCUGCGCUGCCCACCCCACGUACCAGUGGAAGGAUGCUGUGACGAACGAGAGGAUCACGUGCCAGCAGUGCCCUCCCGGGACCUUCGUGUCACAGCACUGCUCCAGGGACAAACGCACGGAGUGCAAGCCCUGCCCGGAUUUGCACUACACUCAGUACUGGAACUACCUGGAGAAGUGCCGCUACUGCAACGUCAUCUGCGGGGAGAAGCAGGUGGAGGUGCAGCAGUGCAAUGCCACACACAACCGCGCCUGCCAGUGCCAGCAGGGCUACUACUCCAACAUGGAGUUCUGCAUCAGGCACUCCGAGUGUCCCCCGGGCUCUGGGGUUGUGAAGCCGGGUACCCCCUUUGAGGACACCCAGUGCCAUGACUGCCCCCACGGCUUCUUCUCCUCCAACUACAGCACCAACCCAUGCCAGCCACACCAGGACUGUGAGCAGCAGGGGAAGGUGACCAACGUGCCGGGCAACAAGUACCACGACACCCUCUGCACAUCCUGCAGGCUGGGGAGAGGCAACAGCACACAGGGAUCAGCUGAAGAAGAUGAAGACUGCGAACAAGCCAUGAUAGACUUUGUGGUGUAUCAGAACAUUCCCGUCAAGAAGCUGAAGCGGCUGCAGCAGAUCCUGGAGCACUCGCCGAAGAAGCAGGCACCAUGGACCAGGGCAGCCAUCCAGGAGAAAUUCCGGGCUUUCCUCACUCACAAGAAGGAGGAGGACUCUGAGGUCACCAAGGAGCUGCUGGAUGCUCUGCGCAUGGUCAAGCUCCACUCCAUCGAGGAGAAGGUCCGCAAGCGCUUCCGGCUGCCCUGAGAGCACGACCUGGACUUUUUGGGUGCUCUUUGUUUUGGUUUUUAUCUUCUGAGGCUCCAUUAAUUUAUUCAUCUUUCCAAACAUAACUUGAAAAGCAGCAUGAGAGAUGAACGAUGGAGUGGCACCGUGACAUGGCUGCUGUGUUACUGCUGAUGGGUUGGGAUGGGAUGGGAUGGGAUGGGAUGGGAUGGGAUGGGAUGGGAUGGGAUGGGAUGGGAUGUGUGAGCAGCAGUAUUCCCUUGCUAGUGGCUGUGGCAGCUCCUGGGAGCUCACCAGGUGUUGGCCACUGAUUUUCCAGCCCUUAGCAAGGGUCAAUAUUUUAUCAGAAGAAAAACCUGCAUCCAGGGUCAUUAUUUCUGGGGAAGAACACGGUCCCCUUUAUAGACAACAGUUUGGCUUUGUUUUAGACUGUGUGAAUUUGGGUUUGUUGGGAGUUUUAGUCAUUUAACAGUAUUUCCCACAGAGGAUUUGCUUGUAUUUCUUUGUCAUGCUUCUGUUUGAGGAGUUUGCUGCUGAGGCACAGGAAGGAGGAUGAUGCCCCAAACUCACUGGUACAGCUGGCUUGAAAUUUAUUUCUUAACUGCCUAUUUUUAUACCAUGUGUGAAAGACGUUUUCUAAAGAAAGAAACCAAAGAAGUUAUUUUAUCAUACAA